AUGAGUCGGUCCAGAAACUACUCCAGAGACGGCGUAAAUGAGCCAGGAGGAUCGCGUGGAAUUCAGUUGCAGGGCUGUACUGAUAACGAAUUCUCACAGCUUACAAAGGUUAAGUCGGCCCCACAUGAGCGAUUGAGCAAUGUGCUGCCCGGCAGGGCCAAACUACCCAUUUCGCCCGUGAAGAUGCUGGCGGGCAGGGAAUGCAACUACAGCGGGAGGGGGAGAUUUUCGUCAUCGGACUCUUGUCACGUGUUGAGCCGUUACCUGCCCAUUCACAGUCCCUCAGUGGUUGAUAGGAUGAAUAGCUGUGCAUAUGUAUCUCAGUUUUCGGAUGACGGGUCUCUGUUCGUUGCCGGGUUUCAGGAAAGCCAUAUUAGAAUAUAUGAUGUCGAUAUGGGAUGGAAAGUGCGUAAAAACAUUCUUGCAAAGAGCUUGAGGUGGACUAUUACUGAUACAUCUAUUUCGCCUGAUCGCCGUUUUCUUGUUUAUUCCAGCAUAACACCUGUCGUCCAUAUCGUUGAUAUUGGAUCAGCUACAAAGGAUUCUCAUGCAAAUGUGACGGAAAUUCAUGAAGGCCUGGAGUUCUCAUCUCAAGUUGAUGAUUAUGAUGAUUAUUCUUUUGGCAUUUUUUCCGUUAAAUUCUCUACGGAUGGGCGAGAACUUGUAGCGGCCUGUAGUGAUGAAUCAAUAUAUGUUUAUGAUCUUGAAUCAAAAAGGCUAAGUCUCAGAAUCCCAGCUCAUCUGUCUGAUGUCAAUGCUGUUUGCUUUGCUGAUGAGAGUGGCAACAUCAUAUAUUCUGGCAGUGACGAUCACCUCUGCAAAGUUUGGGAUAGGCGAUGCUUUGCAUCGAGGGGGAAAGCCGUCGGUGUUCUAAUAGGACAUUUAGAAGGCAUUACAUUCAUUGAUUCGCGUGGAGAUGGACGUUACCUCAUCUCAAAUGGAAAAGAUCAAGCCCUCAAACUUUGGGAUAUAAGGAAAAUGUCAUCUAAUGUCAAUUACACCCCAAGACGCCGCUAUGAAGAAUGGGACUACCGAUGGAUGGAAUAUCCACAACAGGCGAAAAAUUUGAGACAUCAUGCUGACCUGUCACUGGCUACAUAUAGAGGCCAUUCUGUAUUGCGCACUCUCAUACGCUGUUAUUUCUCGCCAGACUAUAGUACCGGGCAAAAGUAUAUUUACACAGGAUCAGCUGAUUCCUCCGUUUAUGUUUACGACGUGUUAAGUGGUGAUCGAGUGGCAAAACUCAAUUACCAUGACGAUGUUGUACGUGACUGCAAUUGGCACCCUCACUUCCCGAUGAUUGUGAGCUCCUCAUGGGAUGGAAUGAUUGCCCGCUGGGAAUUUCCUGGCAACGGUGAAAAUACGUCGCCCGUUAGGCGAACUAGAAGAAGAAGGCGGGACAUUAUUGGCCGGAGAUCGGAGCUUGCCGACGAGCCUGACGCGUGCGUUCAUACGCCCUUGUACAUGACAGUUGGCUGGAGCUGUGCCAGCGUCGACAGAGUGCUCACCAGGUCCGGCGUGGUGGUCACAAAUGACGUGAAGGUCAGAGCUCGCCAGCGAGACUGUCACGAGCGUCUCCGACGGCGGGUAAAAUUAUGGCGACGGCGUCAGACUUCCAUCUCGCCGCCUGCCCGUUUGCCGUCCUCUGCCCGACUUUCAUCUCAGUUCGCCGGUCGCUGUGAGUUCCCCCCCGCCGCCGACGACCUUCCUCCAUCGUUCACGACGACAACCCUACUCCGUUCGGCCGCGCCGGAGGACAUUUCGACUACGUGGAACAUGCCGGAACUCUGUGGCGGCGUACGACCGGAUGGCAGUGGUUCACAUUGCAGCGGCAGGCUGUGGCCGCGCCGGGCGGCUGCUUCGGAGGUGGGAAUGGUGGCGGCGGUUUGCUGUGCGAAGGCAUCUUGA
This is a messenger RNA of Striga hermonthica, 1908 nucleotides long. The record is from the annotation of a GenBank genome assembly. NCBI's taxonomy places the organism in Eukaryota, Viridiplantae, Streptophyta, Magnoliopsida, Lamiales, Orobanchaceae.